Molecule: messenger RNA, 2688 nt
Organism: Larimichthys crocea (large yellow croaker)
Lineage: Eukaryota; Metazoa; Chordata; Actinopteri; Sciaenidae
Product: T-cell surface glycoprotein CD3 epsilon chain
Exons: 4
Coding region: 727-1134 (135 amino acids)
Biological process (GO): cell surface receptor signaling pathway; positive thymic T cell selection
Cellular component (GO): alpha-beta T cell receptor complex; external side of plasma membrane
Molecular function (GO): transmembrane signaling receptor activity
Source: RefSeq, a predicted model, not a curated record
AGAGGGAGAGAGAGAGAGAGAGAGAGAGAGAAAGAGACACCAAGCCUACUUGCUUGACUCUUUUUGUCAUACUAAACAGGCAGCUUGAUGAUUUUUUAUAUCUCGUAGUGGAUGCAUUCACAAAGCUCAAGAAACGGAGUACAAAAAACAAAAGUCGUCAUAAGAAAAUGACCAACAUGGCUAGUCAGGCUCCUUUCGCCGUCGUCGUCGUCGUCCUCCUGUUCUUAGCUACCGUGAAAGCGGAAGGUAAAUAUUGCAUUAUGUUUUAUUUUACUUCAUCAUUUAAAGUCAAAAAGUUUCAAUAUACUGAUCUUUACUUAGAAGAACACAUAUUCUGACAACAAAGAGCAUUUGCAAGAAACUUUAAACCUCCAAUUUCCUGUUUAAUUUCUGCACCUGUUAACAUCCACAAAAAAAGUAAAAGAACCAAAAAUAUAACAUUUUCCUGUAUGUUUUUUUAAUGCCACCUGGUUUCCUAAAAGUAUGGAAGAAUCACUAGUUGUAUAAUAACAGUAACCCAGAGAAAUUUCAUCAGACCCAGAUGUACACAAGAUGAGUUGAGUUUUGCAAACCACCCUGAACUCUCUGAUCAUCUUCCUUUCUAACUGAAGUAAUGGAGAAGAAUGUUCUAAAUGAAAUGACGAGCUGAAGCAAAUACACUGCAAUAACUUAAUAUCUGUCUAUAUCUUUAAAGGAGAUGUAACAUUCUUCAGGAAAGAGUUCACAAUGACCUGUCCAGAAUCUGGGACUUGGUACUACAAAGAUAAGAUCUCGGAUUCAAACACCACUUUGACCAUUACUUAUGGAAAUGACAAGAAAGGCCUUUACUACUGUGAAUAUGACAGUGACAAAAAAUAUUAUUUCUUUGUACAAGGAAAGGUGUGUGAGAACUGUUUUGAGCUGAAUGCGGCUCUCUUUGGGGUGGUCAUCGUUAUGGACGUGGCUCUGACAGCAGUAGUGAUGAUAAUCAUUUUCAUGUGUACCAAGAAGAAGAACCCAGCUGGACUUGCUCACCCUCCCAAAACACCUGCUCGUCCUGAAAGGCGGGGUCCACCUGGCCAAUCUUCUGAGUAUGAGCAACUGAACCACACUCGCUCCCAGGAUACCUACUCCAUCGUGAACAGGACAGGAUAGACACAAGUCACCUGACUAUGCCGGGUUACUGGUUCCAAAGCUGCACGGAUGAAGGCAAACAUUCACAAAAGACAUACGUGAACCGUGAACAGCAAUCAUGCUCGCAUUACCAUGCCAGCACUUGUUUUCUGCUCUUUUAGAUUUAAAAGGUUGUUUAACCCAAAUAGCAAAACAAAAAAAAAGAAAAGAAAAUGGAAGAUCAUGUCGCUCAGCUAAUUUGAAGAGAAUCCAAAUCAUGAUUAAAUAAUAUACUUAUGCCAAUGAGAGAAUUUAACACACAAAUAGGAUUACAAAUUAGUGUGAUGCUAGUCUUUAAUGUAUUUAUUUUCACGGUAAUCUAUAAACUCGACUCAUUAUCUCACAGUUUUCUACUGAGUCAGUUGUAAUACGCUGGCACCAAGUAUUGUAACUGAGAGUGUGUGAGAACCACAGUAAAAAGCCAACAAAAAGCUAACAGUAACUUCAAAUAACAUUAUUAUAAUAAUAAUGUUAUUUGAAGUUACUGUCUUGGCUGAACGGCUUUGUUUUAGAAGCAUGAAUACAAACUUGACUGAAUACUGAACAAAAGAAAAGGCAUCGACAAUUUCAGGAUCACUAUGCCUGCUGUGUUUUCUUUUAUAAACCCAUCACAUGCAGCGUAGACAAUGAAGGGUGUACUUGAGCCCAUCUGAUAGGGCUGUGUGAGGCACAUCAUACAAAAAAAAACUAUUACUGUUGCUAUUUUAGAUGUUUUCAAAGUUGUGAGCGCCACAAACGAACAUCCAUCCAUUCGUGUUCGUCGUAGUGGUGUGGUGGCAUAAAUCUCAGAUACAGGAUAUCUGGAUGAAUAAAAUCAAAACUAUCUGCAUGGCUGGACAGAAAUGUGCUUUGUUUUUGUUAGUUUUUUUGGUCACUUACACCCAUACAGCUUAGUGCGAUCCAAUAUACCUGUUCUGCCAUAAAGUUUACUUUUAUGAUCCCUAUAAUGUUAAGUUUGUUUGACACCAUUAUACUGGUAUUAAUCAAAUACCAUCUUUUGGCACUGAGAUCAUGUACUGAGAAAUAUUUUUCGCCUUUCCUAUUCACAUACACAAGGCAUUCUGAAUAUUCCCUUUAACUGUAACCCAGUUAACGAACACAUUCAACAAAGUCAAGAAAAAUGUGAAAAUGUAACAUAAGCUUCGUAAAAGUAGAAUUUCUGGCCAAAAACUAUUGUUUUGGAUUGUACCGGUGUACCUAAUAAAGUGGCUACUGACUGUAUAUAUAAAUAUAUAUGUAGUACUAUGAGUGUGAUGACCGUUUAAUAUGAAAACGUUGACAGAGUACUGUCUAAUUUAAAACGAUAUAAAAAUCCUAACUUGCAUUGUCGUUUCACCAUAUCUGUUUUCUGUACAUACUGAAGUUCUGACUCAUCAUAUUGUAAAAAAAAUAGCAGUAUAAAUUUUACUGCACAAACAUAUUUUAUUAACUUGCUGUUUUCUUUCCUUUUUGCUUUUGUUCUAAUCUACUGUGUUGAUCUCUUUGUCACUGUGCCGGGCACGGUAUGUGUCACUAAUAAAUGAAAACCACAGGUAA